Messenger RNA from Engraulis encrasicolus (European anchovy), 2354 nucleotides. Its product is annotated as claudin-4-like. Gene Ontology annotation, molecular function: structural molecule activity. The transcript is spliced from 4 exons. NCBI's taxonomy places the organism in Eukaryota, Metazoa, Chordata, Actinopteri, Clupeiformes, Engraulidae. The coding region runs from base 738 to 1781 and encodes 347 amino acids. The record is from RefSeq and is a predicted model, not a curated record. Gene Ontology annotation, biological process: cell adhesion; bicellular tight junction assembly. Gene Ontology annotation, cellular component: bicellular tight junction; plasma membrane.
UAUUUACAUGUAAAUAAAACAAAGUAACUAUAUUUCUAACUUGUCAGAUCUAGAUGCUUUGCACUCUAAACACGACGUUGCUAAUGUUAACUAGCUAGCCCAAACAGACUGUUUGUUUUGAUGACACGAGGCCCUGUAUGUGCACCUGUCUCUUACUGGGGCCCUUAUUAUGGCCAUCAUCGUAUCAUCCUGCCGCCCCACCCAUGGUGUCCUCUUGCUGAAGGCAAUCCUGUUUGGCGGGAAUAGCAGAGCCGGUUAAGAACAAACGGGGGAGUGGUCUUCAAUGCUAGAUCACACCUACUUUCACCCUUUCUCUCAGUCUGUCCCUCCCUGUUUUCCUCCCCCUCUUUCUGUUUUAGUUUGCCACUUCUCACCGCGGUCACCAAAGAGACUUCCCAGACCAUGAAGGAGCACGCAACCACAGCUGGCAGGCAGCAGAGAUGCACUGUAGGUGAGCCACGGUGGAGUCGGGAGUAACACCACACACACCUGCGAGAGACACGCGAACGAUGGAGAUGCCGCACAGGUGUUGCCUGGGCCUGACCCCGUAGUAACUCAGGACUGCUUAUUCACCAUAGCUGACAGACUUCCAGCUUCUGCACCUCAGCACCAUCAGGCUUGGUGAGGAAGGGCAGCCGUUCAGUGAGGAGCGGGGGCAGUGGAGGAGAAGAAGGAGGAGGAGGAGGAGGAGGAGGUGUGUUUACUUGCGGAGAGCUUUGUUGUAACCGUGGGAUACCAUGUCGUCACUGGGGAUGCACAUGCUGGCGAGCUCGCUGGCGGUGCUGGCCUGGGUGAGCGCCCUGCUCACCUGCAUCCUGCCCAUGUGGAGGGUCACGGCCUACAUCGGCACCACUAUUGUCACCUCACAGGUAAUCUGGGAGGGCAUCUGGGUGACGUGCGUGGCCCAGAGCACGGGCCAGGUGAUGUGCAAGCCGUACCCGUCCACGCUGGCGCUGGGCAAGGACCUGCAGGCGGCGAGGGCCCUGACCGUCAUGGCCCUGCUGGCGGGCAGCGGCUCCCUGCUGCUGGCCUUCGUGGGGGGCAAGUGCACUCGCUUCCUGGAGGACGACGGCCAGGGCCCGCAGAUAGCCCUCCAGCGGAGGACCAGGAAGGAGAUCGUGCUGCUGGCGUCCGGUGUGGCGAUGGUGGUGGCCGGCUUGCUGUGCAUCAUCCCCGUGUCCUGGACGGCUGGCGCGGUGGUGCGCAACUUCUACAACCCCCAGCUGACGGACUCGCAGCGGCGGGAGCUGGGCGCCGCCAUCUACCUGGGCUGGGGCGCCGCCAUUCUGUUCUUCCUGGCGGGGGGCAUGUUCUGCAGCACCUGGUGCUUACGACGGCCCUCCGAUGAAGAAGAACGCCACAACGCCGCCUCGGUCAAGUACGUCCUGGUGCGCUCGUCUGUCAGUGGUGGUGGGGGGUCCAGACACACCCCAGGCCCAGGUGCACCCUCUGUGCUGCGCUCUCAGCCUCCCCAGGGUGGGGGGAUGAUGAGAGCACCGCCCCACCAGGUACUCACGGCCAAACCGCCCCUCAGCCAGGCCCCCUCCACAGCCUCCUACUACAGCAGAGCCCCCUCCACUAAGUCCCAGCUGCCGGGCCCCAAGUUCGGCUCCGGCCCUCCAUCGGAGGUGAGCGAGGGGCCCUCCACUAAGUCGCAGCUGAAGCGGAUGGACUCGGCCAUCAGCCUGGAGGAGUUCGUGUCCAAGCCUGAGGAGCAGGACGUGACGCUCACAACGCCAACAGAUGAACCCCCACUGAGCCCCACCAAGACCUACCUCUGAUGGCAUCACUAAAAGACACUGAAAUAAUCAAACACACUUAUUAGUCAAGUAGCCUCUUAUUGCAGAUGGGGUCGCCGGUGGACCUAUUCACUAUUUGUUGAAAAUACUCAACUACAUCAUAACAAUCAUGAGAGUAAGUUAUAACAUAGGCUCUGCGCUAAGGGGUUAAUUUCCUUGGAAAUGAGUUGUACAUGUCUUUACUACUGAACUGUACGUUUUUGUUGAACACGAUAUAUGUGUGUUUUUGAAGCAGGUGUGCACUUGGACCUUCGUAUUGUCUAGUUAAAAGUGAUAUAUAUGUAUUUAAUUAUGCUGUUUAACAUACACAGUUUGUUUUAUGUUUUAAUAUGGUAAAAUGAAGGCAGGAUCCUUAAUGACAUUUCACUGUCCUCUUAACUGAUCUAUGUAGUGAUACUGAUGCUCGAUGUCAGCUCAGGGACUCACUGUGAAUUGAUUUUUUUAUACUGAUCUCACCUUGUCAUCUCUUAAAAUUGAGAUGUUAAAAUUGAUAUUGGAAUUAUUCUUGUUAAAUGUCUUUUAACAUAACAUUACAACAUUUUCAAAGAAUUUUGA